AUGCACCGUCGAUCACGAUCAGGGUGCUUCACAUGUCGUCUGCGACGGAAGAAGUGUGAGGAGGGCAAGCCGUCAUGUAAAGCCUGCACUCACCUGGGACUUCGUUGCGACUACAAGCGGCCCAUGUGGUGGAGCAAUUCCGAGCAGCGGAAACAACAAAAAGAAAUCAUCAAGAACAUCAUCAAGCGAACACAAUUAGCAAAGAAGUCCGCUCCUCCACAACCUCUACCUCUUCCUUCGAGCACACCUCCAGGCCUCACUCACUCGGUACCCACCUCGGCAGAGGUUCCCUUUGCAAAGUCAUUCCCUCCAAACAGGCGUCCCUCACACGACUCGCCUUACUCAGAAUGCGACUUCAAAUAUACUCCUGAGCUAGGACAAUUUGCCAUGCCUCCUCCACCUCAAGCUUACCUUCCCUCACAUGGCCAGUACCCCACGAUAUCACCAUACGAAGUUGACAUCAAGACCGAACGUCAAAUUUACGUCAAUGACAUCCCGACCCGGAAAGACUCGACCAUCUCCACAUUCAGCACAUAUCACUCGCCGCCGCUAGCAAACGGCGUGCAGUCGUUCUCUGGCGACAGCUGGGUUCAACAAGAACACUUCGAGAGCAUGACAGAACAGUUCACCGAGGAGCCUGUCGACUUCAAUUUCUUCGAGUACCCUCACGAGCCUCAAGGACCAGACCACGAGACCAUCAUCAAUGUCGACGACAACGACAAGUACCUGCUAAGUCAUUUCAUCGACAAGAACAUGAAGUUGAUCUUCCCGAUCCUGGACGUCAAUCAGCAUGGCUCUGCACGAUCCGACGUGAUUCUUCCUGCGUUGGAAUCAAAUCAGGCAUAUCUACAUUGCUGCCUCAGCGUCGCUGCCGAGCACAUGAAGGCGACUGAGCAUGUUGACGGCGAACAGAUCAACGCCGACAUCCUCCGUCAUCGCUAUGGCGCCAUCCAGGAGUUGUGUGCGGCUUUGCAAGCCGACGCAAAUCAUACAUCGACCCUCGAAGCGACCCUGGCCAUGAUCUUCUUCCAGACCACUGUCGGUCGACCCAGCGACGCCGUCGCCGAUAUUCCCUGGUACUCGCACUUUGCCGCCGCUGUGAACCUCGUGAACAAGCUCGAAUUGCCUUCGGCGGCAAUCAGCGCCGCCCGACUGGAUCAGCGACCUCCCUUCAACAUGACGUUGUCCGCUUGGAUCGACAUCCUCGGUGCGACCAUCGUGGGCGAGAACCCUAACUUCGCCGACACAUAUCGCGAACUCAAUCUUGCCGACAAGUCGGUCGGGCUCGCGGAGCUUAUGGGUUGCGAAGACAAAAUCAUGUUCCUGAUUUCGGAAAUCGCCUGCUUGGAUGUGCAGAAGGCAGACGGCCUCCACGACAUGUCUCUGUGCAAGUACGUCGAGUAUCUCGCGCAAGAAAUCCGCGCAACAGAAGCCGCUUCCGAUCCCGUCGCCAACUGCUUCAACACAACCGGCGCAAUCCGUCCGCGACAGCUGACCACCAACCUGACCGCCGUCUUCCGUGUCGCCGCUCGCAUCUAUCUGUGCACUCUUGUACCGGGCUACUUCCCUGCGCAAGCCAGCAUGUGCCACCUGGUACAACAAUUCACCGAGCUCAUGGACUUCAUCCCCGCCGGCCCCGAAGGUUUCGAUCGGAGUCUGGCCUGGCCAUUGUUGAUGGCGGGAGCCAACAGCGUCGCGGGUUCAACGUUCCGCGUCAUGCUCGCGGAACGCUGCGGGUUGCUGGGCGACGCCGCAAAUUUCGGCUCACUGGGCCGCGUGCGCGAGCUCCUCGCCGAUGUCUGGGCCAUGAACGAUGGACUUCAACCCAACUUCCCGGCUGUGCGCUGGCGCGAUGUCAUGAAGCAGAAGAACUGGGAAUACCUGCUGAUCUAA
Dissoconium aciculare CBS 342.82 is the source of this 1893-nucleotide messenger RNA. RefSeq lists its product as uncharacterized. Lineage: Eukaryota; Fungi; Ascomycota; Dothideomycetes; Mycosphaerellales; Dissoconiaceae. The coding region runs from base 1 to 1893 and encodes 630 amino acids. Gene Ontology annotation, cellular component: nucleus. The record is from RefSeq and is a predicted model, not a curated record. Gene Ontology annotation, molecular function: transcription cis-regulatory region binding; DNA-binding transcription factor activity, RNA polymerase II-specific; zinc ion binding. The transcript is spliced from 2 exons. Gene Ontology annotation, biological process: positive regulation of transcription by RNA polymerase II.